UAACACUGAAAUUCAAUCUUCUCUUGAUGUCGAACAGGAAUUUCUUUAUAAUUUAAAUCAAUUUUUUAUAAACCUAUUCAAUACUCAAGGUGUUACAGACAAUGGAAAAAUUUCUACAAUCUAUUGCUUAAAAAAAUAUAUAGAUGAUGUCAACAAGAAUCCAGAUGAAAUUCUUAAUCAAUAUAAUACUUAUAAGCAUAGGUAUCUUUUUACGGGUAUUAUUGGUUACUUUUAUGAAUAUAGAAUUGGAACAACUGUUGAUUACCACAAAGCGUUUGAUAUUUAUAGUCAAGCAGCUAAAGAUUUUU
Messenger RNA from Scutellospora calospora, 308 nucleotides. The record is from the annotation of a GenBank genome assembly. NCBI's taxonomy places the organism in Eukaryota, Fungi, Glomeromycota, Glomeromycetes, Diversisporales, Gigasporaceae.